This is a messenger RNA of Cinara cedri, 3825 nucleotides long. The record is from the annotation of a GenBank genome assembly. Lineage: Eukaryota; Metazoa; Arthropoda; Insecta; Hemiptera; Aphididae.
GAAGAUAAGAGGAUGGAUUAUAAUUUACUACCACCAGGAAAUUUAAAAGAGAAAGCGUUAAUAGAGGUAGCAAUUGCUCUUUGGACUCAUAAUCCGAUUAAAGAUGAGGUUUUAAGGGUAUUUGAGUACCGUUCUGAACAUGGCUUUGAUAAAAGGUGGAAAAAGAUAGAAAAAAUAGUGCAGGAGAUCGUCAAAACUCUGGAGCUGCCACAGACCCUGAAAGCAGAGUUAUCCGGUAUCAGUACACAAAUUGGCUUGGAAAUUCUUAGAUGGGCACAAUACUAUGGUCAGUACUACUGUGAAUCAGCUUUUUUUAAUAAUAUAGGCUGGACACCUCAAGGUGCAAUAGACGCAGAAAAAACUGCAAGAAACUUGCUAAGCGAUGAGAGUUUAAGUGUUUUAAAACGCUAUAAGAUAGCCUGUACUUACUGCUUUGAAGAUAUAAUCCAUGAUUUGUGGAAGCAACUAGGUAAAGAGGAAAGGCAUUUAAAAAAAAUGAAAAAAAGUAGGCUAUAUGAAGGUCUCGUGCUUUUUUGGAGUUAUCACUUAUAUGGAAAAAGUGCUGAAGUGAUAGGUGGAAAUUCAAUAAAUGAAUAUGGCUUAAAUAUUGCAGUGGACCAGGGAAAUAGCGUUGCAGUAAAGUAUUUUUGGAAAAAGUUAAACCCUGAAGAAAAAGAAAGAAAUUUAGAGAAAUAUAUAGUAGCGGCAGCAAGAGAGUCCUACGAAUAUAUAUCUGAAAGUAGGCGUUUUUCAAAUAGUUGCUAUACUGGUAUUGUAUGCUUUUUACUUAAUCAGGUAGAUGAUGAGCAGCGGAAAGAUAUUUUUAGUAAUACUUAUACGGCAGAAAAUAUACUGAACGGAUUGUUGAAUUUUCCUUAUCGGCAACUUUUUAUACAUGCAGUAGAGUAUUCAUGGGAUUCUUUACAGGAGGAAAAUUACCAUAAUUUACUGUAUUAUAUUGGCAAAAAAGUUUCCAAUCAUUUUCAAAGUUAUAAAGAACUGUUAAGGUGCUUUUGGCAAAAAAUACCCGAUAAAGAGAAAGCUAUCAACACAUGGGAGGCCAGUGAACUUUUAUCAAAGCUAUUUAAGGUUGAAGAUUACGUAAGUAUAGGGUUAAUUUUGGGUAGUGUAUCCAUACCAGCAAGGGAAAAGUUUAUCUUAAAUGAAGGACCGAGUAUCUGCUACAAUCUAGUUGCUGGAAAUAAAUGGCAAGCAUUAAGUAAUUUUAUGAACUGUUGUCUGUUAAAUAAAGAUGCAGCUAUUAAAUUCAAAGCAAAAGAACGAAUUUCGUGGUAUUCAGCAGAUGAAGCAUUACAAGAAAAUGCACCUACGUUCUACAAGUUUGUUGAUGAUUUUAUUGCCUCUUUUGAUGCAAAAUCAUCCAUUCAAGCAAAAGGAGGUCACAAAAAAAGAAAAGAGGAUAUAGAUUGUGAUUAUACCCCAGCAAAAAAAGUAAAGACCAGCCUAAAAAUAACACAGAUGAGUUCAAAAAAUAUGGGAUUAACAUGUUAGUAGAGUCAUUUUUCAACACACCAGAAGUUUUUGAGGAAGAAUUUGAUCAAGUUUUGUCAGAAGUACCGAAUAUAGCUGUAAAUGAGGAAUUUUGGUUCUACUUUUUUCUUGGUUCAAUUUUACCAUUACCAGAAACUUAUCUAAAAGAAAAAUUAAAUGUUAAGAAAAUACAAAUUGAGUUUCUAAAAACUACUACAUUUGGUAAAAUUCUUAUUCUACGUACUACUAAAGAGUCAGGUGAAAUUAUAUGUACGUCAAUUGGAGCUGAUGGAAAUCCAUAUCCGAUAAAAGAUGAUAGUUCCAUAGGCUUAAAAGUAGAAGUUAAUAGAGUUUUGGAACAAAGCAUUCCUCUGAUUUUAGAUAAGAAUCAAGCAAUAGAAAAGUACUUAGAAAGUGUGUUUGUAGGUUUAACAAAAGUCUAUGAUUACUAUAAGACAGGAGAGCAACUUCAAUUGAGUGAAACCCAAGAAGUAUUACGCCAAGCUUUUAUCUAUGGUUUUUUCAAAAUGAAUACUGAAUAUAAUUGUUUUAUAGAGUUUAAUGCUGGGCUUGGAACUGCUGACUUAGUAUUGCAAAUAAAUGAUAUUUCAAUAAUUGCCGAGUGUAAAAUAGGUAAUAAAACAGCAAAAGAUGCAAUACAGCAGAUAAAAAACAAAUGUUAUUACCAUUUAAGUAUUCUAGGUAAAUUUAAAGUUGCAUUUUUGGUGGGUGUGAAUUUUACCCAAGAAAAAGGUUUGAUGAUAGAAAAAUACGACAUAUCCAAGCAAAAAGGGAUAAUAAAUGUACUCAUGGAUGAUGAAUCAGAGGAAAUAAUACAAGGGGAAUUGAAAUUUCUGUGCUACACAAAAAACAUAGGAAUAAGCAACCCAGAUAAUCCAUCCAAUCACAAUGAGGCUGACCCUAAGAACAAAUAUGUUGGCUCUUUUACUGCAUUAAUUUUAGGGCAGAUGUUACAGUAUUGUGGACAAAAUGAUGAAUGUGAGCUUGAGUAUAUUAUCACACAAUUAGAAGAAGGAAGUAAAGCACGAAAUACAGAAUUAGUUAUUAGCGAUAGCGAUAACAAAUUGAAAUUGCACAUUAUUGAAUUUACAGACAAAGGUGGUAAUGAAUCUCCUAAACUUCCUACUAUAGAUGAGGAUAUUUCAAGCCCUGAACCUGAGGAUGGUAGUUGUGGUGAUUACAACAUUAAGGUUUGUAUUAACAAAAAUGAUGAAGAAUUUUUAUAUAAAAUUAUCUUUGUAGAUGGGCAAGUAACUGUUGAAGAAGAAAAAGAGUGCUCUAAUUCUGUUACAAAAACCAGAAGCGGUAGGGAGUUAAAAAGUACAAAAGAUCCUUACUAUGUUUAUUCUUCUUCCUUGUCUCAGGAAGCUAAAGUUUCUCCUAAAAAAUCGCCGUUAGAACGAAAAAAAGUGAAUAUAGAAAGAUUAAUUAGUGAUAUGGAUGGUGGAAAACAAAACCACCUAAGAGAAAUAAUAAUAAGUUACCGUGAUUUCAUCUACUCAGAAGCCAAUUUACAGCUCUUCCUGAAAGGAUUAUUUAUGAAUGCAGAGAUAAAUGAAGGUGAGCACAUUUUAGCAGAGGUAGAAGUUAGUAGACCUUCUGCGAAACAAAGAAAUAAACGUCAAAUUCUCUUUGGGGGGUAUAAAAACCUAUCCCAUGUGUGACUUUGCUUCUCUACAACGCUCUAAACAAGAAAAUUUUUAAAAAAUACGAAGAGAAAUCUUCCAAACUAAGUUUCACGUUUUGCAGAAGGUCUUAGCUUUUUCUUUCUUACCUUCUAUUUCUUCCCAUUUUUCGCAAAAUUUGCAUUCAAAUAUCAUUCCUUUACCAUUUGGCAGCUUGACCAGUAGAUCAAUUUUUCCUGAUUUUCCAGCACUAGACCUUCUGCAAAACGUGAAACUUAGUUUGGAAGAUUUCUCUUNGAUAGGUUUUUAUACCCCCCAAAGAGAAUUUGACGUUUAUUUCUUUGUUUCGCAGAAGGUCUCUAGGAGUCAGUUGGAGAGUUAUACAGAUAAAGGAAAUUUAAAGUAUAUAUUUGAAAAAAGUAGUCAAUUGUACACCUUAGCCAUAGUGUUCUGCAAAGAAAAUGCUAUGUGUAACAUAGAAGUUAAAAUCACUGAAAAUGAUCAAUGUAACAAAACGAUUGAAGUAAACCAAGAUUUUUCUAUUGACUCAGGCUUUGCUUCUAGUGAAGAUUUUUCUAAUGUUAACAUAUUACUUGACUUAAGUACGUGUACAUUGCUUACUCCAAAUACUUCUCUAUUGUCUUUAAAUAGCGACAGCAUUAUAUCAUUUAAGGAAGUCUUCAUGUGA